Messenger RNA from Rhincodon typus (whale shark), 1613 nucleotides. It is a transcript of the gene tmem186, whose product is annotated as transmembrane protein 186. Gene Ontology annotation, cellular component: mitochondrion. The transcript has 2 exons. The record is from RefSeq and is a predicted model, not a curated record. Bases 230 to 997 code for a protein of 255 amino acids. NCBI's taxonomy places the organism in Eukaryota, Metazoa, Chordata, Chondrichthyes, Orectolobiformes, Rhincodontidae.
CUGAAUCCUGGGAGUUGUAGUUCCUGACGUGAGCGGAACACGGCCGGGACUGUGAACUACAACUCUCGGCAUGCACAGCGCUCGGGGUCGUUGCUGAGGAAGUGGAGCGUGACUGACCGUUGCGGUGUUUUCAGGCCGGUCAAUAACUCUCCGGUUCGGUGUCUCUAGGCCGGUCAAUAACUCCCUGGUUCUGCUUCUACGAUCUCGGGUUGCUUUUGGAUGUAAUGCGAUGUGUAGGUUUCCCCUGGGCCGGGCUUUGGCUUUUAAUAGCAUACUCCAUUAUUGUCAGACAACUUGCCAGGCAAGAUCGUUGUUAUUUCUGUUUGCCUCAAGUACCCAGAAAAAGUUCGCUACUUUUGGUUGGCCGCUCAAGACUUGUGCUGCACAAUAUCUUCAAGCAACAAAGUUUCAUCUUAAAGCAUAUGAAAGAUGUGUUAUGUCACAAGUACAGAUUCAACACAGGCAAAUGUCUGUAAAUGUGCAGGAACACGGGAUGGAGCCAAAGCCCAAAUUUCCAGACAAUGAACACUUCACAAUGAUAUAUAGGUUUCAUGGAAUAAGAUUCUUGAGAGCUGUUUCAAAGCUAAAAGUACUGCAGACUGGCAUAACUGUUGCUCUUGUACCUACGUUUUAUUAUUUUUACCUGCAGGAACAAGUACAAAAUACUCUCCUUACUUAUAUUACUGGAUUAUCAGGUUUUGCCGUCGUCAUGCUUUAUUUCAUGAGUUACUAUUUAAGACGAUUCAUAGGGAUGCUGUACAUAAAUGACUCUGGAACCACUUUGAAGGUUUCACAUUUGACUUUUUGGGGAAGGAGAAAUGAUUUUUAUGUCUCUGUUGAAGAUGUCAUGCCUCUUGGAGACACAGGGGACACAGCAAAUGAAAUUAUUCUGCAGUUUAAACAAUAUAAUAAAACUGAGGUUUUCUAUUUCACGGUUAAGUUUGGGCAGGUAGUUGAUAAGCAAAAAUUCCUACAAGUGUUUGGUAAUAUUCAUUAAAUUUUACUCACUAGCAUCCUGAUGUAAUUUGUAACAUUUUGUUGGAUGAAUUUAACAUUUGCUUAAAUGUUGAAAUAAACUAAGCCAUGGUGAAAUCAGGCAGAUAACGUUCUUAAAUAUUUAGAUCCACAAUUUCUUGCAGUAUAAAUGCAAACCUCAUUGGCAUUAUGACCCAUGUAUCUCCUAAUCCAGUUACUGGAGUUAACCUUUUUGAGAUGCCAACUGUUGUGGUACAAGCUUUCUCUCCCUAUCCUUGGAUUUGUGGUGGAGGUAGUUUCUGUAGGUGGAUAACAGCAGCCUGAAUUUAUAAAGCACUUUUAGUAUUGCGAGACUUCCUCAGAUUCCAAUGCCAAGAGACAGUGUGUUACAACUGUCUGCCUUUGUAUAGAGUAUCUCCGUGACCUCCCAUAUUCAGUAGUCAUGCAAGAUUUUGGGCAGUAUAGUGGCUCAUUGGUAAGCACUGCUGCCUCACAGGGCCAGGGAUUUGAGUUUGAUUCCACAUCCAGGCAACACUGCAGACUCCACACAGACAUUCUCCCCUUGUCUACGUGGGUUUCCUCUGGUCUCCUCCCACAGUCCAAAGAUGUGCAGGUUAGGUGGGUUAGCCAUGGUAAAU